AUGUAUAGACUUCCGCGUCUUACAAGAUUCGGCACCCUUGGACCGACAUAUCCACGCCAUUUUAUUCGUUCCCAUGGCACACUACAACACAGUCUUCGGGUCCUUGAUGCACCGCAUAUUUCCUAUGCCCGUGAUCUUGGACAUGUUCACGAAGUCGGAGUAGAGCUUCAGACUUCCGGUUUGCUCAAAAUUCGGCUGGGCUUUCCUGAUGACUCUUCUGAGUAUCUUCAGGAUCUUAUCUUAAGCAUGCACAAACAGCAUGGUCAUCACUUGCCGAUUACUCAUAGUGCGACAAGAGGCUGGUUCUGGGAUGUGCGGCCGAAACCAGCUUCCGCUCCAGGAGCUCAUCACGCUCGGUCCGAAACUAUGAGCGAGUUCUCAUGGCACACUGACUGUAGCUACGAGGAUCCGCUGCCGAGGUACUUCGCGCUCCAGGUCCUACAGCAUGAUCGAUAUGGAGGUGGUACACUAUCUGCGAUGAACGUAGCCAGCCUCUUUAGGCUUCUAUCACCUGAUACACGAAAAGCCUUGAUGGCCCCCGAGUUCCGGAUGAAGAUACCAACCGAGUUCAUCAAGAACCCCGAGAAAUCAUUCAUAACUGGCAGCAUCUUCGCCACAGAUCGCCACUCAACCAUUAUUCGCUACAGACACGACAUUAUUACGCCACUGACUACUCGGGCUGCAAAGGCAUUGGAAGAGCUGAGCGCAGUGUUGGUCCGGUGUGAAGUACAUGCAUCCUCAACCAUGCAUCUGAAAUCGUCCGACCUGCCGAAAGGGUCGAUCAUCUUAAUGGAUAAUCGCCGAUGGAUGCAUGCGCGGAAUGAAAUUCGGGAUCCAGAGCGCCACCUUCGGAGGGUGAGAUGGGAUGCACGUCCGUUCAAUAUCUCCGAUGCUGGUAGUUAG
Molecule: messenger RNA, 903 nt
Organism: Fusarium verticillioides 7600
Lineage: Eukaryota; Fungi; Ascomycota; Sordariomycetes; Hypocreales; Nectriaceae
Exons: 1
Coding region: 1-903 (300 amino acids)
Molecular function (GO): oxidoreductase activity
Source: RefSeq, a predicted model, not a curated record